AUGUUACGUUUAGCAAUAUUUUGCUGUCUCCUAGUCUCUAGUACUUCUGCCAAAAUAAAUGAAACGGAAAUUUGUGAUGAUAUUGCAGCGAUAAAAGCGCAAGUUUCUAAUGUUUUGGCGGACUUGGAAGCCAAGUUUACGUUUUGUGAAAUCGCCUAUCCCUCGAGUUGUUCAGCUGACUCAACCAAUAGCAGCGAGAUACUAAUUCGCGUACCCGAGUACAGUGUAAAGCCCUUUGAAGUGGCCUGCGAUCAGCAGAAUGUCGGCGGUGGCUGGACCAUAAUCCUGCGGAGAACCGAUGGCAGCGAGGACUUUUACCGCGGAUGGGCUGACUACAAGGCAGGAUUUGGCCAACUCAGCAAUGAGUUCUUUUUGGGACUGGACAAAAUUAAUGCGCUCACCAAUGCGAAGACACAGGAACUGUUGGUUAUGCUGCAAGAUUUCAGCGGUAAUGAGGUCUACGAGACGUUUGAUAACUUUAGGAUCGGCAAUGAGCACAGCAACUACACCCUCGAAUCCAUCGGAACGGCCAGAGGAAAUGCCGGAGAUUCCCUCGCCUACCACGUGGGCAAACCAUUUGGCACCAAGGAUCGGUAUUACGGCGAUCCAAAGCACAAUUGCUGUGAUGUGUGA
This is a messenger RNA of Drosophila erecta, 633 nucleotides long. Its product is annotated as ficolin-1. The transcript has a single exon. Lineage: Eukaryota; Metazoa; Arthropoda; Insecta; Diptera; Drosophilidae. The record is from RefSeq and is a predicted model, not a curated record. The coding region runs from base 1 to 633 and encodes 210 amino acids.